Camellia sinensis is the source of this 1443-nucleotide messenger RNA. RefSeq names its product Adenine nucleotide alpha hydrolases-like superfamily protein. The record is from RefSeq and is a predicted model, not a curated record. NCBI's taxonomy places the organism in Eukaryota, Viridiplantae, Streptophyta, Magnoliopsida, Ericales, Theaceae.
AUGUGGAAUCCGAGGGGCAAUGAAGAAAAGUUGGUAGCAGUUGCAAUAGAUAAGGAUAAAAGGAGCCAAAAUGCUUUGAAAUGGGCUCUUGAUCAUGUUCUCGCCAAAGGCCAAACUGUGAGAUUGAUCCAUGUUGAUCAACCACAAUUACCCAUUGCCACCCCUUUGGGUGUGGGUAACAACGAUGGAGCAACUAGAAAUGAACCUAAUGACCUUUCCUCAGACUUGUUUCUUUCUUUCCGUUGCUUUUGCUCACGAAGAGAAGUACUGUGGGAAGCUGUGACACUCGAUGAACAAGAUAUAACUAAAGCACUAAUCGAUUAUAUUUCCUUUAAUAGAGUUGAUACUUUGGUUCUUGGUGCUCCAUCAAGAAAUGGCAUUUCCAGAUUGUUCAAGACUGAUAUUCCAAGCAUUGUAUUGAAAGGGGCACCAUAUUUCUGUAGUGUCUAUGUCAUCUCAAAAGGAAAGAUUGCUUCCAUGCGUGUUGCUUCACAUCCACUCCCAUGCCUUUCAACUACAGAUAGGUCAAGAUCUGUACCCAACCGUAAUUCUAAUGAUGAAACAGAUUUCGUAGGUAGAGCAACAAACACCAAAUUGCACGAUGAGUUCACAAUUCCAGAAACUGACAUCUCUUAUGAGGAAGUGGAUGAAAAGAUGAGAAGGCUAGAACUACAGAUGAUGCAAACCAUGGACAUGUAUCAUGCAGCUUGCAAAGAAGCACUCACAGCCAAACAAAAGGUAAGGGAACUUGAACUUGUGAAAAUGGAAGAUGAAAGGAGAUUAGAAGAAGCAGAAAGGGCCAAGAAGAAUGCCCUAAGGAUUGCAGGGGAGGAAAAAGAUAAGUGUAAUGUAGCACUUAAGUUGGCAAAAGCAGCUUACAGGAAAGCUGAGAGAGAAACACAAAAAAGGCUGAAUGCAGAAACUAAAGCAUUUAAAGAAGUUGAUGAGGACAGGAAGACGAUAACAGGGGAGACUUCAGUGGAGAAUGGUAUUGCUGAGUCAGAAUCUGAGGAAUCUGGGGAUUUUGCUGAAAAGGUAUACAGUCCGAGUGACUACAUUCUGUCAGUAGGCCAGGUUGGACCAAGUGUGGAAUUGCCAGCAGGGGCAAAGCUUUGUGUAAUACAGAGGGAUAGAUUUGAUCAGAGAUUAGAGGACUUAGCGGCUGUGGAAAGGGACUUUGCUGACCUCCAGUUUUUCAAUGAACAAGACCCAGACAGCGUGGCGGUCAACUGGUCUGACUUUGAAGAGUCAGCAGAGGUUACCGGGUGGCGUGAUGACCUACCAGACAUUGUUGAAAAAUCUCAGUUGGAACAGGGCCCGGCAGGGGCAAGGAUAUCAAUUAUGGCCGGAAGGGCCGGAGAUCAGAACGCAUCGCUAGAGAGCGCCGGCGCUAAGAAUUUCGCUCAGGAUCUGGGCAUUUUGACUACAGGAAUUAUAGAGUAG